Messenger RNA from Orcinus orca (killer whale), 1607 nucleotides. RefSeq names its product NSE3 homolog, SMC5-SMC6 complex component (gene NSMCE3). NCBI's taxonomy places the organism in Eukaryota, Metazoa, Chordata, Mammalia, Artiodactyla, Delphinidae. Gene Ontology annotation, cellular component: nucleus. Gene Ontology annotation, biological process: negative regulation of transcription by RNA polymerase II. The transcript has a single exon. The record is from RefSeq and is a predicted model, not a curated record. Bases 121 to 960 code for a protein of 279 amino acids.
GACGCAACCGCGCCCUCUCCGGCCCCGCCCAGGGCCGCCAGGAGGAGCUGCGCGCAGACCCUCAUCCCCUCAGCCGCUAGUUACGGGGUGUCCGCGUAGCGCGGGACCCGCCGCCGCGACAUGUCGCAAAAGCCGAAGAGCCGGGGCCGCGCCGGCACCCAGGCCGAGCUGGGCAGCGGCGGCGAGGAGGCCCCGAGCACGUCCCGCGGGCCAGGCGGCGCCGCGUCGCAGGGCGGCCGGCGGGCCGAGGCUCCCCCCGCGCCGGGGCCGCGGUCGCAGAAGCAGCUGGAGCUGAAGGUGGCGGAGCUGGUGCAGUUCCUGCUGAUCAAGGACCAGAGGAAGAUCCCGAUCCGUCGCACCGACAUCCUGCGGCACGUGGUCGGGGACUACAAGGACGUGCUCCCGGAGCUGCUGCGGCGGGCGGCCGAGCGCCUGGAGUACGUGUUCGGGUACCGGCUGGUGGAGCUGGAGCCCCGGAGUAACACCUACAUCCUGGUAAACACACUGGAGCCGGUGGAGGAGGACGCGGAGAUGCGCGGCGACCAGGGCACUCCCACCACCGGGCUGCUCAUGAUCGUGCUGGGGCUUAUCUUCAUGAAGGGCAACAGCAUCAAGGAGACCGAGGUCUGGGACUUCCUGCGGCGCCUCGGGGUGCACCCCACCAAGAAGCACCUCAUCUUCGGGGACCCGAAGAAGCUCAUCACCGAGGACUUCGUGCGGCAGCGGUACUUGGAGUACCGGCGCAUCCCGCACACGGACCCCGUGGACUACGAGCUCCAGUGGGGCCCCCGCACCAACCUGGAGACCAGCAAGAUGAAGGUGCUCAAGUUCGUGGCCAAAGUCCACAAUCAGGAUCCCAAGGACUGGCCGGCGCAGUACUGUGAGGCUUUGGCGGAGGAGGAGGCCAGGGCCAGACCCCAGACCGGGGGCACGGCCCCAACCCCAGCCCCUUCCUCUUGAAACCUGAGACAGACUCGGAGAGACCCUGGGGAAGGGCUGGGGGUGGGAGGGAGCAUCUUGCUGUAACCCGUAAAUGUGUGUAAUAGUUUUAGGAUGUGUUUGCAAUCUUUUCUUCUUGUGAUAUUAUAAGUCACUUUGGUUCCGAAUUUUCAUUUAUAAAAAUAUUAGGGGAUGAUUUAUUUUGUUUUGGUUUGUCUUACUGUCUGUAUUUUUUUUAUUGGUAUAAAAAUCUUGCUAGCUUUAUAAAGCGAAUUGGAAAGUUUUGUACCAUGUUAUGGAAAUAGACAUUUAAAAGAAAGAACACCUCAGUAAGUUGCUUUCAUACCAGAGAAAUAAAACGAAGUGGCUCUUGUCUGGCCUCUGGACUGCUCAACUCUGUAAGGAAAAAUAAAAGUCUAUAAGUUGAAAACUAAAAUGUAACUGCCUAUAUCUCUAUUUAUCUUAGCAUAGCCAUUUUAAAAACAUAUUUCCCAUGUGUAUAAGUGUUAUGAGUCAUUCUAAGCAAUGUAUGCAUUGUAUUUUUUCCAGAUAAGUUUUUAUGUGGCUGACCAUUUAGUUCCUUUUUUUUCUGGGUUUUUUUUUGGGGGGGUUUUGUUUUUUUUGGUUUUUUUACUAUAGUUAUAAUAAACACUGUAUUUUUGAAGCAA